GCAGAAUCAUUUCCGUAUCUCAGAAGUUUUACCUGCUUUAAAAAAGGACAGAAAACUAAAUCAGGUUUUCCAUAUUUUUCCCAAAUGUUUCUUCCCGUCUUCUCCACCUUUCCAGGUUUGGUCAGAAGCCGCUGAGCGCGUGCAGCUCGGGUCUGUUCCACGGCUCCCCGUGACCCCGUGACCCCGCUGCUGAUGCAGCUGAAACGGGACUCCGUGUUUCCACCAGAACAAAAGGUCGCCACGCUCCGCGGCGCAAACAGCUCCGGGACAAAGCAGGCCGUGUUUCCAGAACUCCGUCUCCCCAUAAAUCCCGGAGGCGAGCCGCCGUGGGGGGUUUGACCGCAGGAGCCGCCGAGCGCCAUGCCUCUGCCCCGACGCCACUCUUCCUUCCUGGGACAGCCGUCCUCCGAGCGCCCGGCCGCCGCAAACGUGUGUGUGUGUGUGUGUGUGUGUGUGUGUGUGUGUGUGUGUGUGUGUAGGCUGGACAGCGAGGCGUCCCUCAGGGCGGCGGUGGAGGACGAGGUCGGCUCGCUCCGCCGGGUGAUGGAGGAGGCGGCCGUGACGAAGGCGGAGCUCGAGGAGCGGAUGGAGACCAUGAAGGCGGAGCUGCGACGCCUGGAGAGCCGCCAUGAGCAGGACGUCCGCGCCCUCUACAGCCGGACAGCCGGACGGGACGUGGACGAACCCGACGCUCCCAUGGAAACGGGUCUGGACCGGAUCCUGGCCCACAUCCGGACCCACUGGGAGCAGCUGACGGAGCGGAACCGGGCCGACACCGACGGCUACCUGGAAUCAAAGGAGGCGCCGUGCGCGGCCAGCGGUCUGAGUGCGGAGGAGCGGCAGGCGGAGGCGCUGAAGGCGGAGUGCAGCGACGUGAGCUGCAGGAUCCAGAGUCUCCAGGCUGAGACGGAGUCCAUCAGGGCGCUGAAACGAGGCCUGGAGAACUCGCUGAGCGACGCCCGCCACUGGCACGACGUGGAGCUGCAGAACCUGGGCUCAGUGGCGGCGCGGCUGGAGGCGGAGCUUAGCGAUGUGCGGAGCGAGAUCGAGCAGCAGCGCCGCGACUUCGACAUGUUGCUAAGCAACCGGCAGAGGCUGGAGCAGCAGAUCGGCCUGUACCACGGCAUCCUGGACGGAGAGGAGGACCGCUUCCUGCCGAGCAACGCGCCGCCGUGUUGUGCUGCAGAAUCCAGGCCUGAAGCUCCGCCCCCUGCAGAACCUUCUGGACCGGUCGGACCCCGACCCAGUGAACAGUCUGGUUCCGGUACCACUGGAUCAGGGGACCGAGUCGUUAACGAGCCUCUGUCAGCCAUCGGAACCACCCAGUCGGACCAGACCAACAUCUACAACAUGUAGGACGACCAGAACCGCUGGAGACCAAUAGAACCUGGUUCUGACCGGGUCCACAUGGGACUGAUCCGACUGCUGAGAUGCAGUGUGAGUGUGAUGAGUCUGAGGACCGAUUUGGACCUCAUAGUUCUGGUUCCGCUCCAGCCUGGAGUUCUCCUGUAACCGACCAACAUUUCCUGUUGUUUUCAAAAUAAAAGUGACUGAAGGUGAA
Poecilia reticulata (guppy) is the source of this 1561-nucleotide messenger RNA. The record is from RefSeq and is a predicted model, not a curated record. Lineage: Eukaryota; Metazoa; Chordata; Actinopteri; Cyprinodontiformes; Poeciliidae.